Messenger RNA from Elgaria multicarinata webbii, 993 nucleotides. RefSeq names its product neuronal differentiation 4 (gene NEUROD4). NCBI's taxonomy places the organism in Eukaryota, Metazoa, Chordata, Lepidosauria, Squamata, Anguidae. Gene Ontology annotation, biological process: axon development; nervous system development; positive regulation of transcription by RNA polymerase II. The transcript has a single exon. Gene Ontology annotation, cellular component: nucleus. The record is from RefSeq and is a predicted model, not a curated record. The coding region runs from base 1 to 993 and encodes 330 amino acids. Gene Ontology annotation, molecular function: DNA-binding transcription factor activity, RNA polymerase II-specific; protein dimerization activity; E-box binding.
AUGGCCAAACUCUAUGUCAAGCCCAAAGAUAUGGCCGAGCUCAUAUCUUCUCAACCAUGGAUAGAUGAAGCCCUGAGCUCCCAAGAUGAGAUGAAGGAUGAAGAUAGCAGACAAGCCUCCUAUGGAAUACUUGCCGGCCUUAAUGAAGAUCAUGACAGCAUCGAGGAAGAAGAAGAAGAAGAAGAUGGUGGGAAGCCAAAGAGAAGGGGCCCAAAGAAGAAGAAGAUGACCAAGGCAAGACUGGAGCGGUUCAGGGCCCGCCGAGUCAAGGCUAAUGCCCGAGAGAGAACAAGAAUGCAUGGUCUCAAUGAUGCUUUGGAUAACCUCAGGCGAGUGAUGCCCUGCUACUCUAAGACACAAAAGUUGUCCAAAAUUGAGACACUGAGGCUAGCCAGGAACUAUAUAUGGGCUUUAUCUGACGUGCUGGAGAGUGGACAGACUCCAGAAGGGAAAGGUUUCAUAGACAUGCUGUGUAAAGGUUUGUCCCAACCAACCAGCAACCUGGUUGCUGGUUGUCUGCAGCUGGGACCUCAAUCCCUGUUUUUGGAGAAACAUGAAGAGAAAGUCCCCAUUUCUGACUCCACUGUGCCUGGCCACAGUUUUUCCUACCAGUCCCCAGGACUCCCCAGUCCACCAUAUGGAAACAUGGAGACACAUCUUGUACACCUAAAGCCUCCCACAUUCAAAAGCCUGGUAGAUCCUUCCUUUGGCAACCACCACCAAGACUGCACGUCUCCGCCAUAUGAGGGUCCUUUGACACCGCCUCUCAGCAUCAGUGGAAAUUUUUCCCUAAAGCAAGAUGGAUCUCCAGACUUGGAGAAAUCAUACAGCUUCAUGGCUCACUACCCAUCUGUUAGCUUAGGCGGUGCUCAUGGGCACGCCUCUCAUUUUUCAACCGCAGUGCCCAGGUAUGACAUCCCCAUAGAUAUGUCCUAUGACUCCUAUCCUCACCAUGUGGUUGGGGCACAACUCAAUGCAAUAUUUAGUGAAUAA